This is a messenger RNA of Brenthis ino (lesser marbled fritillary), 2202 nucleotides long. The record is from the annotation of a GenBank genome assembly. NCBI's taxonomy places the organism in Eukaryota, Metazoa, Arthropoda, Insecta, Lepidoptera, Nymphalidae.
AUGAAGCCACAUAUUCGCGAUGUCGUAAACUCUCGCACAUUAAAGGGUUUUAUCGCGAAGAACUUCGUUUGCGCGACCACACUUCAUUCGGCCCCUGGCCCACAGACAUCGUGCGUAGCGGACGUGUUGGAUGGCUGUAUGGGAAAAAUAUUUGGAAAUUCUGGACAAAGUGCUGCACCAGCAGAACAGCACUUUCAAUCUAGUGGCUGCUAUAGACAAAGUUGUUGUCAUGGACAUAUACCAAGCUAUGGAUAUAAUCAAAAUGCAUUUCAAGGCGAGCGAAGCAGCAGUGCUUCUUCAAAUAUGUAUCGACCAUGUAUGGGCCGCUGUAAUCCACCAAAACUCUAUUCUGAUACAUAUGGCUAUUUAAACCAAAAUCUUAUGCAACCAACCAUUAAAGAAGUAUAUCAAGAUUUGAAAAGUAUAACACCGGCAAAUACGGUAAUGAAUAAUCCCAUGGCAAGUCAGAUGGGUUUCAAAGCAGAAUUCGCUGGACAAGGAAAUUAUGGUGGAGUAGGUACGCCUACCCCGUUUCACAAAACUACAUCAAAUGAAACAGAUAAUUCUGCUAUGUCAUUGAAUAAUAUUAAUCAAAUGGAUCAAUAUGGCGGGAUGGGACCGCAAAUUAUGAAUAUGCUUGGAGGGAAUAUUGCAAACCCGAAUAGCACUGGGCAUAAAACUGGUCAGUUAGCUAAGCCAAUGGUAAUUGAUGCCCCACAAUCACAUGGCAAAGUUGGUGUUACACCAUUUUCUACCCAUUUGACAAACCCUUAUGCAGUCCAAGCUAAUGUUACUAAUCAAUAUACAAAUCAGCCAAACAUGCAACCUAAUGCCAAUUCACAAAAUAUAAUGUCAGGAAAUCAGCAACUAUCGCCUAUAAAUGCAAAUCAUAGUCUUUAUGGGCAGCAUUCCCACAGUAUUGCAAAGUUUAAUGAUAUGUUCCCAGGCGUUAUGAAAAAUGAUUUAGGUUUCGAUCCAAUGGCUAUUGCUAUUCAAAUGAAUCCAGCAAAUCAAAAACAAUCUUCUAUGGAUUCCAUUCAUAAAAUAAUGAGUAAUAAUAAUGAUAUGAAUAGCAAUUUUGAUAAGAACGCUAAUACUUCGCAUUUAGAAACUGCUAACAUGCACAAUAACUUACAGCAGUCUCAGAUACAAAAUAUACCUCCUAGAGAAGUUUACCGAGAAAUUAUCCCAAUGAACAAACAAGGAAACUUUGUUAAUGCUAGCCAAAACCAGAAAAUUCUUCCCAAUAUACAACAUUCAUUGCAGAGGAACGAUGUUCACAGAUCAUCGGUUGGUCAAUCCAAUCAGCAAGUUUAUUCUAUGCUCACAGGUUCCCCAGUUGCAAACCAACAAAAGCCUAUACAACAUCAACAACCGAUCGUUGUUGAUCCGACCUCUGGUACCGUAAUGAAACCACCGAAUUUAUCAACAGUUUACGAAGAAAAUGUACCAAAUGAUGCACAAUCAAUGGCUCAGAACCUAAAUAGGUCUCCCAAUAGUCAACAAAUGAUAAAGGAGCCGAUAUUUCCAGCGGAUACGUCAAAAUAUGCUAUUUCUAAGCAAAAAUAUCAAGGGUAUAAUACUCUAGGUCAACCAAUAGAAAUGCUAUCCGCUGAUAUAUAUCAUACACCCUUACCAUCUCUUCCACAAACUUUAUCUCCACAACCUGAAAUGAAAUAUAGAAACGAUAGUGCAAAAUAUAGUAAUGUGAAAUCAACGAUAAGUAAAACAUCAUUGUUAGCUACUAAACCUAUGGGUAAAACACCUAGCAAAAAUCAAUUGCAACAAAUCUAUAAUCAAUAUAAAGGUUCUCAGUCUUACACGCAGCAAAAUAUAAAAGAUCAGGCGAUCAAAGGAGUUUCCAACUCAGAAAGGAGGCUGCGCAUGCCACCUGUACAUACAAUAAAUCAUCAACAAGUUCCCAUUGAAAGAAUCGGUGGAGAUACCGCAGCAAAUAAUCCAAUACAAGAUCAAAGAACUAAUAAAAUUGAGCAAAUAAUAGGAGAAAUUGGUGAUGUACCAGGCGCAAAUAUGCCAUUUGGAGAAGCAGUGACUCAAAAGGUGGUCCCACCUGACAAUCGUAAAUGCAGAAAUGGUUUACAAGACGUCGUUUUUACAUCAUAUCCAACGUCAGCCGCCUGGUCCUUCCACGGAUAUAAUAAGCCUUUGCCCUCCGCUGCAUAUCGAUAUCGCAACAAAAUU